UGUUUUCACUUCCCUUCGAAUAUGCGUAUGCGAAUAUGCGUAUGCGAAAAUGCGUAUGCAUAUAUGCAUACGCCACGUGUGCAACCAUUUUUUAUUUUCGAGUCAACUUAUUAAACUAAGAUGGAUCACUGGGACAUCCAUUGUCGAACAAAUGGCCCCCAAGGCAGCAUUGAAGUAGGCGCAUUUCACAUGCGUGAAGACUGUGAGUCUAGUACAUCUGGUGUGGUACGUGCUAGUGGGACUGACAUCACGGUGAUAAGCCCUAGCUCAAGCCCUAGCUCAAGCCCAGAGAUUGCACAAACUAGUGACCAUGGAAGUGUACCGAAACAGUCCCCUCAAGUUCAAGUGGAGUAUUCAUUGAAGAUCAUUAACCGUCUUAUUCCAGGUGGUGCCGUGGAACGGUUCUCAGCAAGUGUCUUUCAUAGCAAACAAGAAUUGGAGGAGAAAAUUAUGUGUACUUUGGAAUCUGAGAAGCUCAUUAAAAGUACUGAUGGUGUACAGUUUGGCUACAUAAUGCCUGGUCAUGGUUUCAAAGGAAAGCAGCAACUAGUUGAUAGUGAUGCUGAUGUGGCAACAAUGUAUGACUCCUACAAAAAGAAAACCCCUAUAAUCAUUUGGGCAAAGAUAAAAGCACAUGCUCGAAAGCGCCUCUCUAUUUCUGAUGUCAGUUCUGGUGUACCCCCAAAGAAGAAAAAGCCUGAAGAGGACAAAAACAAACCUGCCCGUCAUUCAAGCUACCAAGGCCAUUUGUUGAAAAUGGCUGAAGUUGACUCUAUUGUUGAUGAGCUAGAGGAAAAACACACUUCUAGAGAGUUUAGUCCUGAGCAACUUCGAGCCUGGGCUCAUAUGAUUCAGCUAAACAAGCACGUAUCAUAUGACGAGCCUCCAGACAAGCCAUUCUUUCGCCAAUCAAAGUUGAAGAAACGAUCUAUAUCUGAGCCUCAAGGAAUAUCACCUGCCAAACGAAUCACACUGAGGUCUGAAUGCAUUGAUCAGCUUGAGAAAUGGCACAAACUGAUGGAGCUAGGUGCUAUUACACAAGAUCAAUAUGUAGAGUAUAAGGAUACAAUCAUGAGUGAUAUCAAGAAGUUUUGAGUGUAAUAUUAAAGCAAGAACAUUGUAAAGUAAUCAUGCUUAUGCAUAUCCACUAUCACUUAUCCAACCUACACAUUGUUCUUUUGUGAUGUUGUCAAAAGCUGACUGAAUAAUACUUUGAGGGUCAUCUGUUGUCUGAUAUAGUUCGUCAUGAUCUUUAAUGAAGUACUUUACUGAACUAAAGGUUUCCUCUAUUGGAUUAAGGUCUGGGCUGUAUGGAGGCAGAAACAUAACUAGUAUUCCAGCAUCCUCAAGUAGCUCGAUGACUUCCGGCACAUGGUGAAUGGAACAAUUGUCCAGGACUAUCACUGACUUGCUGCUUGAACCAUCAAAUGGGUUCAUGUUGGGUAUCAGAGUUCCUCUAAGAAAAUCGAAAAAUUUGUCUCCAUUAAAAGUUCCCGUAGUGAGUUCGACUCCAAGUAGCCCUUCAGAGCAAAUAGCAGCAAGUGCAGAGAUUCUAAUUCCACGUACUAGGAAGCGAUGACAUACUGGGGGUAAGCCUUUCAGUGAGUACCCAAAUUUCCUUAAUGAUUGGCGCUUAUCGCUUCCAGUUUCGUCAAUCCAUACAAAUUGUUCUUUCCUAAAGAGCAAUGCAUGUGCUAAGAAGUCAGCUCUAUACUGAACGCUUCUUUGCUUGGCAAUAUACUGAAUUUUCUUUCUUGUGAAUCCAUUCCUCUUCAUAACACGGCACACUGUAGCUUCAGAUACUAUCACUCCAGUUGCCUCUUUAAUUAUGCUGCGUAUCUCUCUCAGAUAAGUACAAGGAUUUUCAGAUAUUAUGCCAAUGAUCAGUAGCUCAUGAUAAUCAUCUAAGUGCCUGGUUUGUGGCCGAAGAGGUUGAUUUUUGGCAACCACGUCUCCUGACAUUUUAAAUCGAGAAAAAAUUCUGUGAGCAGUACUUGAAGCAAUUUGCAAGCGAGCUCCUAUCUCUUUGUAAGAGAGGUUCAUUCCAAUGUGCUGCCAUACAACUCUCCAACCAAUGUCAGCUGAAUAUGCAGCUUUCCUCCCAGGUUCAGCAGACAUCUUCGAUUUUUAAAAUUCCCGUGUACGGUACAAUGUAGCCUCGAAUCCAGGCGUAUUUUAAUCGGCCUGGUCUCGAGGCUAGGUACAACGGCGCGUGGGCAGGGUAGAUACGCCGUACAAUACGGACUACGGAUAUUCGAAGGGAAGUGAAAUCAAC
Messenger RNA from Halichondria panicea, 2275 nucleotides. RefSeq lists its product as uncharacterized. The record is from RefSeq and is a predicted model, not a curated record. The transcript has 2 exons. NCBI's taxonomy places the organism in Eukaryota, Metazoa, Porifera, Demospongiae, Suberitida, Halichondriidae. The coding region runs from base 121 to 1095 and encodes 324 amino acids.